UUAGAAAAAAAUUCUCAUAUAUAUGAUUUACGCACACAUAUAAGUAUAUAUAGUAAUAUAUUUCAGAAUUUUAUAGGAUAAAACUGUGUGUUCUUCAGUAAUAUACUGAUAUAUGGAAAUUAUACGAGGGAGCUCUUAUAAAAAAGUUAGGGUUUCAAAAAACCGCAUUUUCCUCACAAUCGAGGGUUUAUUUUCGGUAGCAAGAACGUGCCUGUCGACGAAGAAGAUCAAUGAUUUGUGUGGCUUCUCUUAUUCUUUAGUUGCGAUCUAUACGAGGUUGACCUUUAGUGGGUUACUGAAAAGAAUUUAAUGUCUGAAGAGGUUGGGGAGAUGAUGGUGGUUUAUGAUGAUCCUUCAGACCAAAGAUCAUUGUCUUUGGAUGAUACCAGCAGCACAGAGGAAUCACCAGAUGAGACCAGUCUCUCUCUAGAUACCACAAAUGAUGCUAUCCCGUAUAUUGGGCAAAGAUUUGCUACUCAUGAUGCUGCUUAUGAAUUUUAUAGUGAAUUUGCGAAGCGAUGUGGCUUUUCAAUCCGGCGUCAUCGCACAGAAGGAAAAGAUGGAGUUGGCAAAGGACUUACGAGACGGUACUUUGUCUGCCACCGUGCUGGAAAUACUCCUGUCAAAGCAUCAAAUGAAAAUAAACCCCAAAGAAAUCGAAAAUCCUCAAGGUGUGGAUGCCAAGCGUACUUACGGAUAAGCAAGACAACUGAACUAGGAACACCCGAAUGGCGUGUCACGGGUUUUGCUAACCACCAUAAUCACGAACUCUUAGAACCAAACCAAGUUCGUUUUCUACCUGCGUAUCGCACCAUAUCAGAUACGGACAAGAGUCGAAUCCUCAUGUUUGCCAAAACAGGAAUUUCUGUGCAACAGAUGAUGAGGCUUAUGGAGCUUGAGAAGUGUGUAGAGCCUGGAUACCUGCCAUUCACAGAAAAGGAUGUUAGGAAUUUGCUUCAAUCAUUUAGAAAAGGGGAUCCAGAGGAUGAGAGCAUAGACUUACUAAGAAUGUGCAGAAACAUCAAGGACAAAGAUCCCAACUUCAGAUUCGAGUUUACUUUUGAUUCAAACAACAGGUUGGAGAAUAUUGCCUGGUCAUAUGCCUCAUCGAUCCAGUCAUAUGAGAUUUUUGGCGAUGCAGUGGUGUUUGACACAACACAUCGCUUAAAUGCAUUUGACAUGCCACUUGGAAUAUGGGUUGGAAUAAAUAAUUAUGGCAUGCCUUGUUUCUUCGGCUGUGUGCUUCUACGGGAGGAAAGCUUGAGAUCAUUCUCAUGGGCCCUGAAGGCAUUCUUAGGGUUCAUGAAUGGGAAGGCUCCACAAACAAUAUUAACUGACCAAAACAUGUGUCUCAAAGAGGCGAUAUCAAUGGAGAUGCCAACUACUAAACAUGCACUUUGCAUUUGGCUGAUUGUGGCAAAGUUUCCGUCUUGGUUUAAUGCUGUUUUGGGGGAACGCUACAAUGAGUGGAAAGCUGAGUUCUAUCGACUUUACAAUCUAGAGGCAUUUGAGGAUUUUGAAUUGGGGUGGACAGACAUGGUCAAUUCCUUUGGGCUACACACUAACAGACAUAUAGCUAGUUUGUAUGCCUGGAGGUCGCUUUGGGCAUUGCCAUACUUGAGAACCCAUUUCUUUGCAGGAAUGACUACGACUGGCCAAUCAAAGUCAAUUAAUGCUUUCAUUCAAAGGUUUUUGAGUGCACGAACCCGGCUUGCACACUUUGUAGAACAAGUAGCGGUUGCAGUGGAUUUCAAAGAUCAGGCAGGUGAACAACAAACGAUGCAACAGAAUCUCCAGAACAUUUGCCUCAAAACUGGGGCUCCCAUGGAAUCCCAUGCUGCUGCAGUCCUUACACCUUUUGCAUUUUCUAAGCUUCAGGAGCAACUUGUUUUGGCUGCUCACUACGCAUCAUUUCAGAUGGAUGAUGUCUUCCUAGUGAGGCACCACACUAAACUUGAGGGAGGCCGGAAAGUGUGUUGGGUUCCUCGCGAAGGCAUCAUAAGUUGCAGCUGCCAUCAGUAUGAGUUUUCUGGAAUCCUGUGUCGGCAUGCUCUUCGAGUCCUCUCAACAGGAAAUUGCUUCCAAAUACCAGAAAGGUAUCUUCCCCUCCGUUGGCGUCGCAUAAGCACUUCAUCUGCAAAGCUUUUUCAUAGUACUCCAACUGAUCAUGCAGAAAGAGUUCAGUUAUUGCAGAGUAUGGUAUCAACUCUUCUAACAGAGUCCGCCAAGUCAAAAGAGCGGCUGGAUAUUGCAACCGAGCAUGUUUCCAUCCUUUUAUCUCGGAUAAGAGAUCAGCCGGUUUCAUCACAAGGUAUGAGGGAUAUCUCCCCCGUCCAUAGGAAUCUUUGAUUAGAGGUGCUGCCUUAAACCAUUCAUUCUUUUUAGAAUACUAGGUGAAAGUGGAGAGAAACAUGUGAAAUGUGGUGAUGAGAGUAAAUCGAGGGAUUAUGUAAAGCUAGAUUUAGGGGAUGGGGUUUAUUUUUGUAAAGAUUGGAAGUUGGCUUGUGGUGGAAAUUCCAUGCAUGACAUUUUUGUAGUUUCGUUGCAUGCUAUGACAAUUAUACAGGGUGUUCUUCCUCAGACAUCAUUGACCGAAGAUUUAACACGGAGAUUAAUAUGUAAAGUAAUUACUGAAAAGGAUAUUAUUUUUUUGUUCCCUCUGUAUGUAUGCCCAACAGUCCAAGCAUUUGUGUUUGGAAAAAUCUCAUUAAAUUCAUCGUGAAUAUGGAAGAAUGUAUUUACAGUGCU
This is a messenger RNA of Cornus florida, 2748 nucleotides long. Its product is annotated as protein FAR1-RELATED SEQUENCE 11. The transcript is spliced from 4 exons. Lineage: Eukaryota; Viridiplantae; Streptophyta; Magnoliopsida; Cornales; Cornaceae. The record is from RefSeq and is a predicted model, not a curated record. Gene Ontology annotation, biological process: regulation of DNA-templated transcription. Bases 310 to 2349 code for a protein of 679 amino acids. Gene Ontology annotation, molecular function: zinc ion binding.